This is a messenger RNA of Protopterus annectens (West African lungfish), 9055 nucleotides long. It is a transcript of the gene WIZ, whose product is annotated as WIZ zinc finger. NCBI's taxonomy places the organism in Eukaryota, Metazoa, Chordata, Ceratodontiformes, Protopteridae. Gene Ontology annotation, cellular component: nucleus. Gene Ontology annotation, molecular function: DNA-binding transcription factor activity, RNA polymerase II-specific; RNA polymerase II cis-regulatory region sequence-specific DNA binding. Bases 802 to 6924 code for a protein of 2040 amino acids. The record is from RefSeq and is a predicted model, not a curated record. The transcript is spliced from 14 exons. Gene Ontology annotation, biological process: regulation of transcription by RNA polymerase II.
UAAAGCUGUUUAUCCCCACAAUCGCGUCAUCAAAAGGCGGAGCCGGAUGACGCGUAAUCGUGAAUUAACUGCACGGCCAUGGAGUAUAACAGAAAUGAAAACGGGAAUUAUAAAAGUAAUUAUAGAGUUUUACUUCACUAAGUAACACAAAAACAGCAUAUCUAAGAAUCGGAACAGCGACACUGUAAGAUGAGAGGGUAAUCAAACGAGCAGAACAGACCUGAAAUAUCUCCCUGUGACCUUUACUGCUGCAAUCUAAUGCUUCCUGACAGCCAGGAAACCAGACAACAUGUGAAGUGUGUGGCCCUGGAUUUGAAGCAAGGAAGGGUCUUUUGAACCAUGCAUGUUUUCACCUUCGACAGAUGGGGGUACCAGAAUCUGAGUGCAGAAGAGAUUUGAUUGAUGAUCUGUAUGAUUUAAUGAAGCAGAAGGGAAAAGUGGACAGGGAGAAACAAUGUCAAGGACCUGGUGUACCAAGCAAAACGGAGUACCAGCUUUUUGACUUAUCAGAAGCUAAACCAGUGAAUCCGUAACAUAGCUUCACAUAAAGCACACCUCUAUCUCUGUCAUUCAGAAAGAUGGCUCAAAGUCUCCCCAUUUCGCCAGCACCCCAAAGAAGCACUGAACAGAAGUGAGUUAGUAAAACAUUUAAUUUUGCAGAAAGUGCUACAGAAUCAGAGUGGUCAUCUAUGGAAGAGAGUGGACCUUUAAAUCUGACUGCGAGAAAUCAUUGCUGAAACAUGUAGUUGGAUACAGCUUUAAAGGCUUUUGGUCUCCAGCAUAAAGAAGAAAUUUGGUGUUAUGGAGCAGGCAGUUUAUGAACAGUUACUCGAGAAGGAGAAUGCAUUGCAGGGUGACAGUGAUUCAUUAACAAUAAACUGCUUCUUCAACUCCGUAAGACAGACCGAUCAAAAUGAGGAGACUGUAGCCACAGCAAGCAGUGCCCAAGAAGAAGAGUGGACUGAACUUCAGAAUGUAGACAUGUCCAACAUAGAUGAACUCUCUGAGUCUUCAGCUAGAGAUGCUGUUGACACACACCUCUUCUCGGAAGCUUUUCAGUCUCUAAGUCCAUCAGAGGACGUUAGUACUGAUAUGGACCUUGGGCCAAAAGCACAAAUCAGUGUUGAUGUACUGAGCAAUUUUCAGGAAGGCAGCAGUGCUUUCACUCAACUCCGUAAGCAGAGAGCAGAAUUGAGCAUGAGAGAUGACAUGGAGGAAGUAGAAGAGGAGGUAGAAGUAGAAGGAGAUGAGGAAGAAGAAGAAGAAGAAGAGAUAGAAGUAGAAGAAGGAGAAGAGGAAGAAGAAGAGGUAGAAGAAGAUGAAGUGGAAGAAGAUGAUGAUGACGAUGACGAUGAAAAUAUGUCAUCGUCUUCUGUUCCAGUGACACCACCUUCAACAGCAGGCAAAAUUGAUAACUGGCUCAUAGAUAAAGAAGUUUCAGAGCAUCGAAAUGGCUGUUACGUCUUAGAAAGUAACAAGUCCUCCAAAAUUUCUGCCGUGGACAAAAGCAGCUCUAAGUUGCCUUCUGAAACACCUUGGGGCUUCUCAGUUAGAGAUGCCAAAGAAGAUUCCUUUUGUCAAUUACAAGCACACAGGAAGAAAAGCCUUUCUUUAGAAAUGACAGUCAGUAGAGAUGACUCUUCUUCUGAAAGUGACGAACCUUCAGACCAGUCAAUUUUGAACACUAAACUUGCACAAAAUGCAGGAAGUUUUCCCCCAGUGGAAACCACUGGCAUUUCUGCAUCAGUACAAGACUUGUCACGAACUUUAUCACAUGGUCUGCUAACAGCAGCAGAGAACACUGACCAUGCCCAUAAUGCCACAAAGUCUGUAUCAGAAGGCGGUAUCUUCACAUCUGGUGCAAGCUAUAUGACCCUACCAACAUACAGAGAACGAAAACCUACAUCUGACAGCCAAGAGCAUUUGAGUAAGAGUAUAGAAAGGAUGCAGUCUGGACACUGGAUUUCUGAAAUUUGUCAGAGUAGUCAUAGUGACACAUUAGAAAGUCCAAGCCUUAAAGAUAAAAGAAAGCCAUCAGAUGUAGGGGCUAAUUUGUCUCCUAGCCAGGAACAAGCUUUAAGAGAAAAUCUUCCCAUACGAAGCUCACAGACAGUAAAGGAAGCAGUAAACCCAUACUCGUACAUACAAAAAUUAAGUGAUAAUGGAUUGGCACAAAGAAAAACAGUUUUAACUGAAACUGAAUUAAGCUCCCGUAAAGACAAUACUGACUGCAUGUUAGGAAGUGAAACCAGAGAGACCAGCAUUGAUGUUUCAGGUAGGAACAGGCAUUGGAAUUUGGGUAAUGAAAAAGAAAUGGUGCCAAUUUCAAUCAGAAAUGACCCGAUCUCAUCUAAGCUGUAUGGCACUGAGAGCACACCAUACAUUACUAGUGUUGUAGUGCAUGAAAAGAAGGAAGAUGGUGACUGCACUGAGGAAGAGAAGGACUUUGUCUUCACCUGCAUAGAAUGUAGCAUUUAUUUCAAGAAGAAAGAGCAUUUAAUUGAACAUAUGCAGCAGCAUAACCAAACUCAAGACAAGAGUGGUACUGGAACUGCAGGUCAGAGUCAGUACUCCUGCACAGAAUGUGGGUGGAUCUUUGGAGACACGGACUCGCUUGAGCAACACCAAAGACUUCAUCAGGAGUCUAGAGAGAGGUUCAUGGAGGAAAUUCAGAAACUCAAUAACUUUACAGAUGAAGGGAGGGAUGCUAAGCUGCAGUGUUCCAAGUGCUUGUUUGGAACAAAUUGCUCCAGAACCUUUGCCCAGCAUUGUAAGACACACUCAAAAGACAAAAAACAUCAGGAGUGGAAUGCUGAUUUAGUUGUUGGUGCCAGCCAAGACCAGCCCGACAGUCCAAUUCAAAAUGUUUAUAUGCAUUCUGGUGAAACUGACUUUCCUUCCCAGCCACCUAUGGAAAAAAGUGGAAACGAUUGUUAUACUUGCACUACAUGCAGCUUUUCUACUGCUAGCGAAUCCGUUUUGACGGAACACAUAAAAUACCGUCAUACUGAUCACUCCCAAGAAAAUGAUGUUUACAAGGAAAACACUGAUUUUCCCAGUACCAGCAAAGAUUCCUUCAGUCUUCCAAGGACAAACAAGUUUGAAGAUGCAGGGUUUACAUCAACUGAACUGAGCAGGAAAACAGAUAACGCAUCAUCUUCUGUUGAAGAAAACCAGAGUAUUCAUGAAAAUAUAACCCCCUUUCCAAAAAGGCUACAAAGAGCCAGCAAAAGCUUUAGAAUUCAAAGAGAUGUUCAUAGUUCACUGUAUCAGAAAACAAAACCCCCUGGGUACUUUAGUACUCAGAAGAAGUUUGGUAACUGGAGCUUUCAUUCAGCAGAUGGCUAUUACCAUCAGCAUCCUGGCACCAAAGUACAUUAUGGAGUACAUCGAAUUCAAGGCAAAGGUGCAUUACAUCAAACUGUUGUUAAGUCUGAAGAUGAAAGAAAGCACCAGAUGGAACAGGUCUUGGAAAGGCAGAAGGCAGACAGUAGACUUAAAUGGUCAAGCGCUAUGGAUGCUGAAGGCAGAGAAGGUGACAUUUAUUCAGAUUCUGAUAAAACUUUAGCAAAACGCUCCUGGCGCUCAUUUAAAGUCCCACAGACUGCUUUAGAAUUGAAAAAGGAUUUCAGUGCCAUUUUGAGAAAAGCUGAUUCUUUUUACCUCUCAGAUGAUCAGCAGCAUCAGAUACGAAACAUGGUGCCCAUUGUUGUUCUGGAUCAUAUAGAUCAGACAAACCCUUCACCUCAACCUGUAAAGGGAUGGAAGCGGAAACUCUUAUUUAAAAGGAGAAGGAAGAGAAGAGCAUUUGGUCUCUCAGCAAAAGAACUAAUGAAAGGUUAUCAUCCAUCUGAGUUUGAUCUUCCUUUUGAUGACUGCUUAGACCCAUCCCUUCUGAGCCCUGACUCUCCCUUGUUGAAGAAUGAAGAGAAAAAAUGCCCUUAUUGUCCAGAUAAGUUUCACAAUGGGAUUGGCCUAGCAAACCAUAUCCGUGGCCACUUGAAUAGAGUGGGGGUGAGCUACAAUGUUCGACACUUUAUCUCAGCUGAUGAGGUAAAAGCCAUUGAGCAGAAGUUUUCAUUUCAAAAGAAGAAGAAAAAAGUUGCAAAUUUCGAUCCUGAAACCUUUAGUUUAAUGAGAUGUGAGUUCUGUGGUGCUGGUUUUGACACUCGUGCAGGGCUCUCCAGUCACGCCAGGGCCCACCUCAGAGACUUCGGCAUCACCAACUGGGAGGUGACCAUUUCUCCAAUUAAUAUCCUGAAGAAGCUGCUGUCCAGUUCCUCCAGACGUCAUCUUGGGCCCCCUAAGAAGAAGGAGCCACAGUCCCCUCUUGCAGAGGGAGAUGCACAUGACAGUGAGCAGAAGCAAGCAGUGUGUGAUUCCAGUGCCCCUGCUUCACCGUCAUCUCUGUUGCCAUCGUGGGUCGAGGAGUCAGGACGUCCAGAAAAAGAAGUGAUGGACGCAGAAGAUGAUGAAGUGGCCUGUGAGGUUGGAUCCACAUCUAACUUGAAGAGAAACACCAUGUCCCCACAGCCGGAACUAGACCAUUCAACAGAUGGAAGUAAGCCUUCAUCUGAACUGCAGGCAAACAAAACUGACCCAGAAGACAAGCCAAUGGAUGGGGAUGACAGCGAGAUUGUUUGUCGUUUAUGUGGUGCCUGGUUUGAAACUCGGAAGGGCCUCUCAAGUCAUUCAAGAGCUCACCUUCGUCAUUUUGGAGUUGCAGAUCCAGAUUCAAAAGGAUCUCCUAUUGUCUUCCUAAAUGAACUAAUCAAAAAUGAUGAUUUCAGAAAAAAGGCGCUACUUUUAAUCCAGGGGCAAGACCAUUCCCCUAGUGCAUCAGGAGGCACAGGUGGGCCUAGCGGUGCUAUAAACACAGGGGGCAUGAAAUCACCAUCCAGUGAGUCUUUCACCAAAGAGUCGUCGUUUAGCUCUGUCUCCCCUCCACCUGCAAAGUCAUCAAAGCCUGACCCUAUGAGAUUCUCUCCGGGGCCAUCGACCGACAUGCAGAACAAGGGAAAAUCCUCAUCUGAGUCGUACUGGGCAGCACAAAGAGCGAUGUCACCACUGAACCUGUCAGCUGAUGCUGAACCAGACAAUGAUGUCCGCUGCUCAUUUUGUGGGGAGUUCUUUGAGAACAAAAAAGGUCUUUCAAGCCACUCCAGAUCCCACCUGCGGCAGAUGGGGGUGACUGAGUGGUAUAUGAAUGGCUCUCCUAUCGAAACAUUGAAAGAUGUUGUCAAACGAAGAACACAGGCACGGGGUGCAUCAGUUCAACAGGGGCAGAAGACUAUGACAAAGCCUCAGUCAGGCAGUAGUGGACUUCUGGAUCAGAGAGUAUCAGAACAGCAGCAGCAGCAGCAGUCUUCUAUUAUGACCAAGAAGUUUCCUCAAGCUCGAUCUCCUGAUCAUCCACAUUCUGGCUCUCCCACAGCAAGGAAGAUGUUUCCAGGACUUCCACCACCUUCUCUACAGAAGAAAUUAAAACCAGACAGUGUGAGGAUUGAAUUUAAACGAGACAUUUCUGGCUCUGUUCAGUCGGAACAUCAGUCUUCUAGCAUGAACUGGUCAACUCAAAACGAGCUUUCACCAUUAAAUCUGUCUGCUGGACCUAAUCCUGACACUAGAUGUAUGUUCUGUGGAGAGUACUUUGAGAAUAAGAAAGGCCUUUCAAGUCAUGCCAGAUCCCACCUACGGCAGAUGGGUGUGACAGAGUGGUCUGUGAAUGGUUCCCCCAUAGAUACACUGAGAGAGCUGGUAAAGAAAAAGUCAAAAACUCUGCAGUUGAAAAAAGAAUCACCAACGAUGUCUUCUGAUCCUUCAAAGCGCAUUUUGGAGGAUAGGCCUGGUUCCAAGUCCCCAGUGAAGAUUCCUCCAGGUAUGACUCUUAGCCCAAUAGGUGGGAGAAUAAUGAAGUCAAACCUCACUAUAUCAUCUGUGAAUCGAGAACAUUCUUUGACUGCUGUUAGUAAGAAAACGCAGAUGGGCUUCAUGACACCUAUGCCAACUAAGCGACCCAUGCUGGAUGAACGCUUUUUACAAUCUGAACCAAAGCAGAAGAGUUACGUUCAAACAGAGUUGCCAUUCAGAUCAAAAUCAAUGUCUCCCGAGAAAAUAACUUCACCAUGUAAGUCACCUGAUGCCAGCUGUGAACUCUGUGGCCUCUGCUUUGAAAACCGUAAAGCACUGGCCAGCCAUGCUAGAGCUCAUCUGCGGCAAUUUGGAGUGACGGAGUGGUGUGUCAAUGGUUCUCCCAUUGAAACUCUGAGUGAGUGGAUAAAACGUAAACCACAGAAGGCAGGAGCUUACAGGAGUUAUAUACAAGGUGGUCAUGCAUUUAUGAAAAAGUUCAGGGCCGCCCCAAUUGCCAGUGAACAUGGAGAAGCUGGUAGAAAGUUGCCAAGUUCAUCAGGUGGUUUUCCAGGAACUGCUAAAGCCAUGGAAAAAGAAAUGCCUACAAGUGAAGUUGCUGAUAUGAUGGACUUCAACUCAAGUAGUGAUGUUCGCAUUACCUCCCCUUCGCUCUUACGGGAGCCUGGGACUCCCUCCCAGCGCCACAAUAUAAACAAAUUUGAGCGUAGGCAAGCAAAAAUGUCAGAUUUCUCACUAAGAGAUGAUGAGGUCGAUGAUUUUAGGUCGCCAUCCGAUGAGAUCCGUUCAACAUCCCAGAAAGUGAAAACAGUGCCUUCUCUUUUACCAAGACCUCCUCAGACCUCACUUGUGAAGUUUGUAGGCAAUAUCUACACAUUGAAAUGCAGGUUUUGUGAAGUGGAAUUUCAUGGCCCACUUUCCAUCCAGGAGGAUUGGGUUCGUCAUCUACAGCGCCACAUACUGAAUAUGAGUGUUUCUAAAGCAGAUGCUCUUCGCAGUGAGAGGGCAGCCUCGGAUAUGCAUGGUGUGACUGAUGGAUACCAGCAUUCCUAAUCUUUGGCCGUCUUCUACAACAUUCCACAGGGGGACAGCCAUACUGUGAAAGCCCAUUGUGGCUCCAGCUUCGCUGUUAUGUUCAGUGGGUUUCAUCUAGUGACUUGAAACUUUUCCAGAAAGUGUCACAAUAAACUUUAAAGUGUAAUUUAGAGUGGGGUACCUGGAAGUCGCAUGUAUUUUAACUUGAAGGAAAUGAAUUGUUAUUGAGAUAUCCUCUGUAUAUAAAUACCAUUCUGGUCAGACUGUAUUCUCUAAGUUUUGUGGAUCCCUAUUUGUUAUUAGAAGUUUUAUUUUUGUGUAUGUUGAGGGGAAUAAAGUUCUUCAAAACAGAGGACCUUGUGCUAAGAGCUAGCCCCCCCCCCCCCGAAUUCCAUUUUUUAGCAUUUAAUACCCUGCCUUUAAUGGACCCAUUGAGAGGUGGCAGAAAUGCCAUUUUUCCAGAUGUUAUGAUUUUCUGUUCUGAAGGCAGUAAUGAGUAACAAUGGAAAAUGUACCUUUGAUCAAAAGAUCUUUGAGCCGUUCUUGCUUUUAUUACAACGUUUAUUGUACAUUUUUGUUGCCGGCCAUACUUCAGGUUGUAGCAAUAGAGGACUGCGAGUCUUCAGUGUAUACCUUUCAACAUUCCCUGGGUUAAGUGUAUGUGCUUACCUUUAGGACUUGACACUUGCCAGCUGUGCAUUGUUCAGUGCAUGGAGGGCACAACUACAAUUUGUAAACUCAAGAUCUUGUGGUUGGAAGCAUGUGCUAAAAGGCCCCAUUAGUUAGUGUAGCACACAUUAAAAAGGAUAGACAAGUGUUGCACUGUGUACUUAAGUUGUCGGACAUCCAUGGAUUUCCUGCCUAGUAGUAGUAGUGAUUUUUUUAAAUUUCUUUGUGAACUUUUAUCAUUUAAAAAAAUUACCCCAACCCAGUAUUUGAUUUUAACUGUUACUCCAUCUUGGUUGAAAAAAUUAAUGUAGCAAGUUUUUUUGAAAUGCACACAUUUGUGUAAAUCAUUGUCACUUAUGUGCACAUCUGCAUCUUUUUUUAGUUGCUGGAUUAUGUGCAAUUUCUUCCAUUCAAAAAUGUACAGAAGUAAUAGUCAUUGUUAGCUGACGCACCAGGAGGGGUGUAUGGGGUACAGAUUUCAGCUUUGUCAGAGACACUUUUGUAGUAUUACAUAUUCUGGUUUAUUUCCAGUAACUUUUGCUGCUCAUAUGACCUGCUUUUUAAACAUGAUUGUUGACCUUUUUAAACUUAAUUGUGUCUGCAUCUUGUGAGCACAGUAUGUUGUGCUUGCAAAGUUAAAAAUGAAAUGUAAAAGCCUGUACAAAAAAAGUCACAUUAAAUGUAUAUAGGCCAACAGCAGAAUAGCAUUAAUUACCUCUCGAGUGGAGGAGGGAGAUCCCUUUUAUGGUAAUACACUAGUAUAGUGUCAUGGUUUAACACUUUUUUUUUCCCUGUAACGUAAUUGUAGAGUUGUUCUGCUUUCUGUUUGAUUUUGAGCUGUUUUCCACCAAAAGUUUUUCUUGUGAAUUAGAAAAGACCAGUAUGGUAAAAAAAAAAAAAAAAAAAAAAAAACUUUUCCCCCAAGGGGAUACAUUGUAAUACAGCAGCGUUCAAACAGGAUAUAGUUUUUGCUACUUUGCAAUAGAAGCUGUUCUUGGUUGUACAUGUGAAAGUAGAGUUUUGAGCCAGUGGGGGGACGAGGUUGUAAGCAGAUUGUAAUGGAACAGAGCGUGAGUAGAACGCAUCGGUCCAGUGGCUGAAGAUAACAGUUUCCUGUCUGUUAUGCUUACUGACGUCAUCCAUGCAUGUGUUCCAUGCCUUUAACCAUAAAAGUUGCAUCAGACCUCAGUGUGUAGCGUAUGAGAUAUUUUGAUUAGGCUGCUUUUAGUAUAGUGUUCUUUAGAUGAGACAUUUUGCCAUUAAAUAAUUUUCAUAUAUUCCAAGGUGGAGCAAAGUAAUAAACAUGUUCUCAUAGUUUUAAACCUCUUCAGUGAAGAACUGCCAUUUAUUGUAUUUUUGACAUUUUUAACAUUAAAUAUCUCUGAUGAAAGUUUCAUGCAGUUUCAUUUCCUUACUUCGUCAGUGCCAGAGGUAUGUAAAGCUCUCCAUCAUCAAUAAAACCAAACACCUGUAGACUUUA